Messenger RNA from Harpia harpyja (harpy eagle), 7777 nucleotides. It is a transcript of the gene CLIP2, whose product is annotated as CAP-Gly domain containing linker protein 2. Gene Ontology annotation, cellular component: cytoplasm; microtubule plus-end; nucleus. Lineage: Eukaryota; Metazoa; Chordata; Aves; Accipitriformes; Accipitridae. The record is from RefSeq and is a predicted model, not a curated record. The coding region runs from base 396 to 3518 and encodes 1040 amino acids. Gene Ontology annotation, biological process: cytoplasmic microtubule organization. The transcript has 17 exons. Gene Ontology annotation, molecular function: microtubule plus-end binding.
GCGCGGGGCGGCCCCGGGCCGCCCCCUUUGUUCGCGCGGGCCGCAGGGCCCGGCCGUGCCCCCGCAGCACCCGCAGGCGGCGGCGGCCGGGAGGAGGGAGGGGGCCGCGCUGCCGGGCCCAGCAUCCUCCUCCUCCUCCUCCUCCGCCAACUCGGGCCGCCCGCCCAGCUCCCUCCUUCCCGGCUGGGCUCCGCCGCGGCCGCCCAGGGAGUGGCACGGCGGCCGCCUGCCAGGGGCUGCAGCCUGCGGCGGCUCCGGUUCCGCUCCCCGGCGGGCUGCGAGAGGGUCUGUGACAAUGGAAGAAGAGGCCCAUCAUCGAGAAGCCUGAAUGGUGAUACCAGGACAGCUCUUUGAGACAUUUGCAAUACAAGCCUGAGAUACAUGAGACAGCAAACAUGCUGAAGCCAAGUGGACUUAAAAUCCCUGGCAGGGCUGGGAAGCAUUCCAGCCCGGUGGGACGGGCAUCAGGGACCACCGCAGCUGCCAUCACCACUGGUUCAAAAGAAGGCUCACCUUUACACAAGCAGGGUACCACCUCCACCGCCAGCGCCGAGAAGUCAGGUUCAAAGGUUGCCGAGGUGGGCGAUGAUUUCCUGGGAGACUUUGUGGUGGGCGAACGUGUCUGGGUAAAUGGAGUGAAGCCAGGUGUGAUCCAGUAUCUUGGGGAGACGCAAUUUGCUCCAGGCCAGUGGGCAGGGGUCGUUCUGGAUGACCCAGUGGGUAAGAAUGACGGCUCUGUCGGUGGAGUACGUUACUUUGAAUGCCAGCCGCUGCAGGGGAUUUUUACGCGACCCUCCAAGCUGACGCGGCAGCCGGUGGCCGAGGGCUCGGGGAGCGACGCCCCCUCCGUGGACUCCCUGACGGCUCAGAACUUGUCACUGCACUCGGGGACGGCCACGCCACCUCUCUCCACUCGUGUCAUCCCCCUGCGGGAGAGCGUCCUGAACAGCGCCAUGAAGACGGGCAACGAGUCUGGAUCUAACCUCUCGGACAGUGGGUCUGUGAAAAAAGGGGAGAAGGACUUACGGCUUGGAGAUCGUGUGCUGGUUGGUGGGACAAAGACAGGAGUUGUGCGCUACGUGGGCGAGACGGAUUUUGCCAAAGGAGAGUGGUGUGGUGUGGAGCUGGAUGAACCCCUGGGGAAGAACGAUGGGGCGGUCGCUGGUACAAGGUAUUUUCAGUGUCCUCCCAAAUUUGGCCUCUUUGCUCCCAUCCACAAGGUGAUCCGGAUCGGGUUCCCAUCAACCAGCCCCGCCAAGGCAAAGAAGAGCAAACGAAUGGCCAUGGGAGUGUCUGCCUUAACCCACAGCCCCAGCAGCUCCUCCAUCAGCUCCGUCAGCUCGGUGGCAUCGUCUGUUGGGGGCAGGCCAAGCCGCAGUGGGCUGCUGACAGAGACCUCUUCUCGAUAUGCCCGAAAAAUCUCUGGCACCACAGCUCUCCAGGAGGCACUGAAGGAGAAGCAGCAGCACAUCGAACAGCUACUGGCAGAGCGUGACCUGGAGCGGGCUGAGGUUGCCAAAGCCACCAGCCACAUCUGUGAGGUGGAGAAAGAAAUUGCCAUCAUGAAGGCCCAGCAUGAGCAGUAUGUCACGGAGGCAGAAGGAAACCUCCAGCGAGCACGAGCUCUGGUAGAUGGGAUGCAGAAGGAGAAGAUUGAGCUGUUGAACCAGCUGGAAGAGGAGAAGAGGAAAGUGGAGGACUUGCAGUUCCGUGUGGAGGAAGAAUCCAUUACAAAGGGGGAUCUGGAGACUCAGACGCAGUUGGAGCAUGCCCGAAUACGGGAGCUCGAGCAGAGCCUGCUGUUUGAGAAGGCACAGGCUGAAAAACUCCUCAGAGAAUUAGAGGACACCAGGUUAACCACGGUAGCAGAGAAGUCCAGAAUCCUACAGCUGGAGGAGGAGUUGAGCCUGAGGCGCAGCGAGGUGGAUGAACUUCGGCAGUGCCUCAGGAGCUCUCACCAAGCAGAGACCCCUGAGCAUAACCUUGGCUUGCAGUCAGAGGCUCUUCGUCUACGAGAUCAACUGCUGUCUGCCAACAAGGAGCAUCAGAAGGAGAGCAGCCAGCUAAAGGAGAAGUACGAGAAGACAUUAAAGAAGUACCAGCAGGAGAUGGAGAAGCUGAAAUCUGUCAAUGAGAAGUACUCACAGGAAAUCGUUGACCUAAAGCAUAAAGUUCAGCAAGCCACUAAUGAGAACAUGGGGCUCAUGGACAACUGGAAGUCCAAGUUGGACACGUUAGCUUCUGACCACCAGAAGUCUCUGGAGGACCUGAAAGCCACACUGAGCACAGGCCCCGACACCCAGCAUAAGGAGAUUGUGGAACUGAAGGCAGUGGUGGAGAGUAUAAAGAUGGAGCACCAGCUUGAGCUGGAGAACCUGAAAGCAAAGCAUGACAUUGAGACGGCUGUUCAUAUAAAGGAGAAAGAGAGUCUCAAACUGAAGUUGCAGGAGGCUGUGGAUGAAGUGGAAAAAAGCAACAGCAACUGGAAAAUGCAACUGGAAACCAAAAGCAAUCAGCACCUUCUUGAGCUCCAAGAUGUGAAGGACAAGUGUCGAGAUGCUGAGCUGAGGGUGCAUGAACUGGAGAAACUUCAUGAUGAAUAUAAAGAUCAGACACAAGCGAUAGCUUUCUUGAAAGAGCAGAUUUCUUUGGCUGAGAAGAAGAUGUUGGACUAUGAAAGAUUACAGAAAACAGAAGCCCAGAGCAAACAGGAGAUCCACAGAUUGCAGGAAAAAGUGCUUGUCUUAGAGAACAAGCUGCAGUCCAUGGAGGCCCUGCAUCCUUCUCAGCAUGCAAAUAUGAUUGAAACUAAUGAUAUUUCAGAAGAAAAGAUAAAAAUGAAGCAGACUAUGGAAGACCUCCAAGACAAGCUGAGUAAAAGAGACAAAGAGGUGUCAUCACUGGUGUCCCAAACUGAAACUCUAAGGGCCCAAGUAAGUGCUUUGGAAAAUAAAUGCAAAACAGCAGAAAAGAAGGCUGAUUCGUUGUUAAAAGAAAAGAAGAGGCUGGAAGGUGAACUGGAAGCCUUGACCAAGAAAACACACGAUGCUUCAGGGCAACUGGUCCUGAUUAGCCAGGAGCUACUCAAGAAGGAAAGGAGUCUGAACGAGCUGAGAGUGUUGUUACUGGAGGCGAACCGGCACUCGCCUGGGCCAGAGCGGGACCUAAGCCGGGAAGUGCACAAAGCAGAGUGGCGGCUGAAGGAACAGAAGCUCAAAGAUGACAUCAAGGGUCUGCGAGAGAAACUGGUUGUGCUGGACAAGGAAAAAUCAGUAACGGAUCAGCGGCGAUACUCCCUGAUCGACCCCUCGUCAGAGUCAGAAGUGAUCCGGCUGCAGCACCGGCUUGUCAGCACGGAGGAUGUGCUGCGCAAUGCGCUGGAGCAGGGCCACCAGAUGGAGAAGCUCAUGGAAGCGAUGAGGCUCUCCUCCGAGAAAACACAGACUGUUGGAAAUUCUGGGUCUGCUAACGGAAUUCACCAGCAGGAUAAAUCCCACAAGCAAGAGGAGAAGCUCUGAUAGAGAAGAGGUGAAAGAGGAUCAUUUCACGCCAGUAUCAGCUCCUGUGCACAGUCAGGAAAAACGAUACCACAUCUGGCUUUAGCACCUCCAAAAGACCAGAAACAGUAUUUUCACUUUAAAGCAGGACAAUGUUUAUAAUAUACUAACUGAUGUAAUCAGGACAAUCCUGGAGUCCAGUUUUCCAAGGCAGCCAUUGUUCCAAGAGGGAGCAGAAAGAUCUCUCUGGGUUUGGUUUCUUACUUGUAUUGGUUUUGACUGUGGAAUUUGUAUUGCUUGAGUUGCCCUUGUCCCACCAGCUGACCUGGUCUGGAUGACAGCUGCCCCGAACGGUGGUUGAAGUGUCAGCAAGUCCCAGUAAGCCCACAGGAGCUGCAAAGGGAUUUGCUUGUGGUGUUCAACUCCAAAGCGUGUGCCCAGAGGCUGCACGCUUCCCACGUCGUCUGUCCCUUCCCUUCUACCCCCGUCAGUGUCUUGAAGACCUGCACAAGCAAGUGAAACCUGCUGGGCUGACUGUUCACGCUGGCACGCGUAGGCUGAGGAAGACGGGGUGUGAGGAUGCGUUUCCCUCCUUGCCUUCUAGAAGACAUCGCUGUUCCAGAGCACGGAGGCUGCACCUAGUACUUGUAUGAUAGCAUGUUGUGGGAGAUAAUCUGAUUUCAGAGGGUUAUUUAUUUCGUUUCUCACCCACUGCUGUUUGGGGAAGGAGCUGUGGUGCCUCUGAGUUUGGGGACAGGCACACCUCACUCAGGUGUGGUUGGCCUUUCUUCCUGCAGAGAGAUUGCUGGGCUGGCCUGCCAAUGCCCUGGGCCACAGCCAGGCUGCCCAGCCUGGUCCCCCUCACUCAUAUGUGCUUUAUUGGGUCUUUUUUGAGCACAGGACUCCACAGACAGCUGGAUCUCGGCAUCGCUGGCCUGAGAGCUCCAUGCUGGCUACAGUCAGUGUGGGACCGAUGCCCUGAGGAGAUGGUUCCCUCCUUACUUGUUUAAUUUAACAGCUAAUGGGGGAUUGCCUGGCAAUUCUCCAGAGCUAUCCUUGGCUCUUCAGUAUGAUGGCCAUCGCUUAAUACCAGGAAUGGAGGAGGCUAAAGUGCUGCUGUGAGCAUUCAUGCAGUAGUGGCUGUCUGUAUUUGACGGGUACAGCAAUCCUCUGUGCAUGACCUGAGUACAAGCAUUUGGAGCAGAAAGAAUCCAAGACAAGCCCACACAGCUCUUGUGUCUGUACGCAGCAGUGCAGGCCCAGGCAAGGGUCUUAUUCCUUCUUCUGAAGGCUUUACUCUUCUCUUUAACUUUGCACCACAGCUCCCAAGGGACAGUAGGGUGGAGGAAGGGGAUAAUAUGCUCUUAAAGGUGUGAGAGAGUCCAGUUCAGAUUCAUUGUUCAGUACCACAAGAAAGAGUCACAGCAAUAUUUUACCAGGCUUCUCCUAGUUAGUGCCUGACUCUUCCAGUGUUUGGAAGCUCUUGUGUUAUGAUGGGGCAUCUGUGAAAGAGGCCAGGACAGAAGAGACCACUGAGAGAGGAGAUCUGAGCCAGACCACAGGCAGAUGAACAUCACGGCAUGUCAGCUUCAUUGCUUUUUUCCCUGAUUUUCUACAAAGUUGUGUUACUUCUUCCGUAGUGGGUUGCCAGACUCCUACUUCCUUGAAGGAUGGGCAGCCAGAAGCAACCUGGGAAAGACUUGGGCUUCAUGGCUGCAAUUCUGCCAUGAGGAGGAUGUUGCUGAAUCUGGGCUACGACACAAUACUGGACCCUGCUCACUCGGUGCAGGAUUGGUGAUGUCACUUCAUUCAAAGGGAGGAUGAAAGAGGAAGGUGACUUGAGGGGAGUAAAGCAGGUCAGAAAACACAGUUUACAUCUGGCGUACAGCGGGGGGAGGCAGAGCUUGGGAUCUAAUUGGCUGGAAAUAAUUCAAGUGGGAUCCCAUCCUGCCUUGUAGAAGUGUUUCAUCAGCUCUUACUAGUCACCAGGAAGACUGCCACAUCCCUGCCUAGCUCUGGGAGUUUCCCAAGGGAUCAUAGGUGUGGUCUCCAAAAUCCUCCUGGUUGGUGUAUUCAUCUCCUGAGUGAUUUAGGCAAAUCCCAGAGGGAGUGUUUGUUGUUACAGCCCGCGACAGUGAAUACCUCACUGGGAGCUACUGUUUUUAAGAAUUUAGGGCUGGUGUUUCCCAAGGUGCUCCUGUUGGCUGGAUGGUCUCUGAAGUCACGUCUGCAGCUUCCACUGGGUUGAGUGGAGCUAAUGGAGUGCUUCUUGCAGUGCCGCUUGUCUCCAAGCCCAGGGCUUCCCGGGCACCUGCAGGUGGGAGAGCCUAUUCUGGUUUGUAACUUAAUUUACCUGAUAGGUCUUCUAGUGACUUGUGAUCAGCUGCCUUCAUCUACAGAGGAAGGAUACCUGUGUUUUCUACCUCCCUUAAUGCACCUUUGGCUCUGCACAGGACAGGAUCCCCCAGGAGUGGUUAUGGGGACCAUGUAUUUGGUUCCAUUAAUCAGAUCCAGAGUUGUCAGCGUGGCAGUGGUUCUGGCUGGAGGAGUCUCUGGCUCCCACCUCCUCCCAGGGACCAUCCCCUGUGAGCGGCUCAGACCUGUGGCUCUUCACUGUGACCCGAGCUGACCGGGCAGAACAGCAGCAGAUGGGUCAGAGAAGGCUUAGAGUUAGUGCUGAUGGUCUCUGGCUGUAAAUAGCUGUGCUGGUCCCUAAGGAUCAGCCAGGAGCUGAUGGCACUUCUUGGCUUUCUGUGGCGGCUGUGUGGUCUUUGUGUUGCAGGGCUGUACCGAAAUGUGUCCCCACCCGCCUUGGGGUGCAGGUCCAUGGGAGUUGCUCCCCAAACAGGACCAACUACAGCGUCAACAGGACGUGCUAUCACAUGCGUCAUCUGGGUUUCAGCUCAACCCUGUAUAAAGUGGCCAGGAGGGGGUUUGGACACCAGCCAUAUCCUCCCUCCAAAACUGGCACAGGUUUCCCAAGGGCACCUGCCUCUGGCUGCCCUUCUGAGGUUGUAAGAGACCAAACUAGGGACAAACUUGGAAAGGACAAGGAGGAGAUUCCCCAGCCCCUCUAUUUAUUUGUAAGUUUAAGUGCUAUUUUUGCCUAUGUGGUGGUGUAUAAAGUACUUCACGAUAUUUGGUCUUACUGGCUUGGUUCUUUGGGGGAGAUUUUCAAAGGCAUUGGAGCACUGAUGCACCCAUCUCCUGUUGUUGGUCAGGGGCUGAUUCCUGUUUGUGCCUUCACUCCCCCUUUGGCUUCAGCCUUGCUCUUAUCUUGAUCCCCAAGAGCUGGUACAGGGGGGCUGUGUUCUCCCCAGCCCCUCUCCCAGCUUGUGCGUGCCAUGCUGGUUUUGCAUCUGGAGCCGAGUCCUGAGCAUCAUGCCUCAGAGCACCAGUGCAGGGUGGGGAGCAGGAGGUAGCACGCUGCUGGAGCCCUCGGCACCAAGGGAAGGACCAGCACUCCGGUUGUGAGACCAGCCCUCAUGGCCAGCUGUGUUACCCCAACGGUUAGUGAUGCUUUUCUGCUGAAAGCUAAGACAUUAUCCAGUGAAAAAAGUCUUUGAAAUGGAGACUGCUCCAUGUUUAGUGAUUUCUUCUCUAACCCUCUAGACCAAAGGGAAAAGAAUCAGUCUUGGUUGGUGAUUUCAGCUUUAUCCCUCCUUACAGCAUCCAGAGAGCUGGAGCAAGGGGCAGCACCGUGCCAGUGCCGUACUGAAUGACGGGUGCAAAGUUGCCAGCCAAGGCUUUACAGCUCUUGCCUACCCCUAGCCACCAGUGGUUCCUCUGGCUGACAGAAGAGAUGCAUGAGGGUUUCAUUAAAACAAAAUGAUGCAAAUGACACUGUAAAAGUCUUAACAAAAAUUCCAGUACUCCGUUGUUCGGCAGCUUUAGCAGCUCAACACUAUCUUGUAGGGAGUUAUUAAUAACACUAAGAUCCUAUAGGCCUCAUGUAAGUUACCAGAAUAAAGAUGAUACUAGAUGUAUAAAUGGAUGAUAACCUUUUACCCGUACAGUAUGUAUAACAAUUUUGUAGCUUAGUCAUUUUUUGGCUAUCAGAUUUUGUUAGUAUGAUAUAAAAAAAAAAAAAGGAAAAAAAAAAAAAGGUUUGACUGCUAAUGUCUAUUUUGUUAUUUGAUUCAUUUUAUUUCUUCCUCUGUACAAAAGCUGUACAAAUCUUAGUUUGUGUAACUACUAGAGAUGUGUAUUCAUGUACCAUCCACCCCCUGUCCUGGCUUGCUGGUGUGGUGAGCUUGUUAACAAUAAAAUCUGUGGCUGAA